Molecule: messenger RNA, 6431 nt
Organism: Scleropages formosus (Asian bonytongue)
Lineage: Eukaryota; Metazoa; Chordata; Actinopteri; Osteoglossiformes; Osteoglossidae
Gene: thada
Product: THADA armadillo repeat containing
Exons: 38
Coding region: 105-5885 (1926 amino acids)
Biological process (GO): tRNA methylation
Cellular component (GO): cytosol
Source: RefSeq, a predicted model, not a curated record
CGUGCAGUGAACGUGAUAUAAGGGUUAGGUAGUUUGAACUUGGACUAAGGAAAAUGUCGUUCAUGUCAUGAACUUGACUAAAAUACUGUUAUCCGGUUCGCGCCAUGGUGGUGAAAAAGAAAAAGGCGGCGAAGGUGGAGUCCGUCUCCCUGGACCCCGCGAAGCUGGAGGAGCUCAGAGCCUCUCUCUCUAUGGAUGGGGAUCCUGGGACCUCUCUGCUGGCUCAGAACCUGCUCAACUGCCUCUGCGUGACUGACCCAGUCCAGCAGGUCCAACUUGUUAAAAAGGCAGGCACCUUACUUGUGGAUCUGAAGGAGGAUGCAUCACCCCCAAAUCCUUUGCUCGUUGCCUGCUUGGAGACCCUGGCCAUCAUGUACACUUCCCUCCAGGCUAAAAAUCCCCUUAAGAAAGCUGUUGCCAGCACACUGUGCUCUGUGCCAGCUUGGUUGCAGGAAUCGGCUGUAGUCUGUCUGUCUGCACGUUUGUUUGAUUGUUUCUCCACCCUGGGUCCAGACCAUUACCCACACCUUACGGACUGUGUCACAUCCUGCUUAGAUGGGUUUCCCAUAGGUGAACGGUGCAUUCAAAGUCAGCUGACUGAGGUCCUGAAAUUUCUUCAGAAGGCAUUAAGUGAAUACCUUCAAAUGAACCGCAAUCUGGCUGGCUGUCAUGUUGCUCAAGCCCAACUCAUGCAGUCCUGUCUGGCUGCAGUUAAGGCCUCCAUGCUUGUGGUCCAACGAUCUCAGGAGCCAAUUAGGGCCAGUUUGUGGACAUUCCCAUCACAAUGUCCCCUUCAGGACAUACUGAUUGAGCUAUUACACUGCCACACUCAGAUCCUUAUGGAGGAGGAUUUACUCCAGGUAGUUCAAAGCACAGCGGGGAUGGCAGUUGUUGUACUCAUCCGAAUCAUGCUGGGAAAUGGAGACCGAUUGGCAGAAGUGUUGGCAGAUAUGUUGCUGUGCCCAGAAGAAGUUGAUCCCAGCACCCCCCAGUGGCUGAAGGAGAGCUGUGCAGGGCUGUAUCAGAGGAAGAGGCCAUCGGCAGUGUCCCUCUACCUGUGUCAUGGAACCUUGGCAAUGCUAACUUGGAGGGACGACUCCCUUGGAUCCCAAGGGGACAGACUACUGCUGCUUGUGCCUAGAAUGCUGAUUUCGCUGGACACCAGUGUGAAAGAGUCCAGCACGGCAAUGGUUGUGGCUCGUGUACUAACGUUGUGGAGUGGCGCUGCCUUGGAGAGGCUCCAGGGAUUAAGCUGGACUUCUACUCUGCGGGAGGCACUGCGAGGAGGGUCUGAGCUCACAACUUGCCUGCUAGAGCAUGCUCACACCCAGUGGGAGCACCCACUGGAUGGGGUACGCCAUCAGACUCGUGCGCUCUUCCAAAACCUGCUACGACUGCACCAGAUGUGCGUGGGUACCUCAGACCUUGCAUUGGACCACUUUGUGGUGGAGUUGACUCAGAGCUUGAUGGGACUGGAGUGGCACGUCCGUGGGAAAUAUGGCUCUUUGGGCUGCUUGGUGGAGCAUUUUGGGGCAAGGCACCUCUUGGCUCUGGACUCCCAGCUACCUGCACGUCUGCUCUCUCUGAUGGGUGACCAGACUCUUGCCCCCUAUGCUAGCGAUCUGUUAGAGAAGUUAUUUGUCAGCCACAAGGCGGAACUUAGUGAACGAAAGGAGAAAGUACCAGACUGGAUUGAUCAGUGGCAUCUCACUUGGAUCACGCCACUGCUGGAGGUGCUGUGUCAAGCUCAGAUGGAUGAGACCACCUAUAUUCUGGACUACUUCCUGCCCAAGCUACUACGCUGCAGUCCAUCUAGCCUGGGUCACAUGGUACAAGCUCUCCUGAAUAUGCCCAGCUGUACCAAAGGAAUCCCAGGAAGCCGGGGGGCAUUAGGGGCUCUCAUGACGUGCUUGCGGGCAGCGCGAUCUCAGGGAGUACUCUGCCCCACCACAGAUGGUCUUUGGGGAGGGAUGGUGCCUCUCUCCCUUCUUCGCCAGGCUCUGGUGCACACACAUGACCAGAUUCGGCUGGAUGCUCUGGGCUUGCUGUGUGAGAGCCACCGUAGCACAGAGUCAGUGUCUUCACAAGAAAUGGACCUAAUCCGUCACUUCUUGCCGUGGAGCCUGAAUAGCCAGUCCCCUGGAGGUAGACAGCAGACUGUAAGCCUCCUCAAAAAGCUCCUGUGGAGGAUGAAUGACAGUGCCCAGCUGAUGAGGAAAAGGCUCGGGCGAGGAAAGACAUAUGAUGGAGGCCAGGAGGACCAGAGGACACUUGAAAUGUACCAGGCAUUCCUCUGCUGGUUGUGUGAAAUGCUUUUCCAGGCUGUCUUUGCUGGAGCCUCCUACACCACCUGCUUGACAUCCCUUCAACUGCUGGGUCUGGUGGCUGAAAUUUUUACAUUCUCUGCAGAGUCCGAUGGGUUUGCCCUGGGGGAGUCUGUGAGCUGUGCCUACGCCCAAACUGUCCUGCACUGUCUUGCCAGCAACUUCUUGGAGGUCAAGCAGCUAGCCUCCACAUUGCUACGGAAGUUGCCACCUCCAGCAGUGGGGCUGGAGGGACCAGACAGGAUGCAGUUAUUGCUGAAGGUUGCUCUGGACCUCAGCUCCAGCACUAAACCUUUUGACAGUGUCACCGCUGCCCACCUGAUCAACCUCCUAGUUCAUCUGGAAGGCAUACCAGAGGCCCUAGAGCGCUGUGCUCAGGAGCAGGGUGCCUCCAUCCAGCUGCCUUCUCCAGCAGUGCUCCGGGUUUCACAGGCCUCCACAUUAGAGAGGAACACGCUUUCAGUUGUGCAGUUUCUGCUGCGAUGUCUGUGGACUGAGGUAGCCCAGGCCGAGUUGUCCCUCCUGCGGGCUGCAGCCACCUGCCCGCUCUAUGGCAGAACACACUGCAUCACUGCCUCCCUACAGCAGCUGGAUACCAGGAAUCUGUUUCUAAGGGCUGAGUGGAAACGUGUGGUUUCAGAGCUUAUAGACGUGUCCUACAGAAUGUCUGAGGUGGUAUCACCUGUGGUUCAGAGUUCCUCCCCAGAAGGGCUCAUCCCCAUGGAUACUGACUCUGAGACAUCGGCUGGCCUGCAGCGGAUCCUACAGGAAAUCCAGCCACAGGAUACCAACAAUUUCUUCACUGAGGCCCGGGAGCUGAAUGCACAGAUGAGCAGAGCAAUCGGGUCACCAGACCUUAGAUGCUCUCCCCACAAAAAUAGCACAGGUGGUAGUAGUGAGAGGUACCGUGUCACAGCCCAGAUGGUGCUGGUGUGCUGCUGGAGGAGCAUGAAGGAGGUGUGCAUGCUGUUGGGCCAGCUGUGCCAGGCCAUGCCCUUGGAGAUCCGAGAGACGCAGAAGGACGGUGUCAUCACGGAGGAACAGGUGGAAGGAGUGGGCCGGUACUUCCGAGAACAACUCCUGCAGUCCCGUCAUCGUGGGGCCUUUGAGCUGGCAUACGUGGGAUUUGUGCACCUCACUGACAUGCUCUGCAGGAGUGGAAGUCAGACACUGCAGCAGCUACCCAAACUAUGGUUGAAGGAAGUCCUUGAGCAGGUCAAAUCGAGUGACCCCUCAUCUAAGUUGUGUGCCACCCGACGCAGUGCAGGCAUACCCUUCUACAUACAGGCCCUUUUGUCUUCAGAGCCAAAGUCUUCCUCCUGCAGCCUUCUCAAAGCAACGAUGAAGGAACUGAUUGGUCUUGCAAUUCCCCCAUGCCCCCUUCCCACUGGCCACAGCACGGUACCACAGGUCCAUGCCUUGAACAUCCUCCGAGCCUUGUAUCGGGACACACGCUUGGGGGAAAAUAUUGUACCUUUUGUUUCCGAAGGCAUGCAGGCGGCAGUGCUGGGCUUCACCUCCCCAGUCUGGGCAGUACGGAACUCAUCCACCCUCCUUUUCAGCACAUUGAUCACCAGAAUCUUUGGUGUCAAAAAGGGCAAAGAUGAGCACUCCAAGAAGAACAGGAUGACUGGCCGGGAGUUCUUCACACGCUUCCCUGCUCUUUACCCCUUCCUCCUGCAGCAACUGAAAGAAGCUGCUGAAACUGUGGACAGUGACUCCGGGCAGGUGAAGUUGCACCCCAGCCUCUUCCUCCUGCUCCUGAUCCUGGGACGCCUCUAUCCCUCCCCUAUGGAUGGAUCCUCAUCCCCUCUAGGACUUGCUUCCUUCAGGCCCUUCAUCAUCAAGUGUGGCCACUCUGCAGUCUACCGGACCCGGGAGAUGGCUGCUCGGGCUCUGGUGCCCUUUGUUUUAGUGACAAAGGUUCCCUCCAUCAUCCAGACCCUGCUGAAGGAACUUCCCCUUGAAUCAGGCCCCAAAUGCCAGCAGAACCAUAUUCAUGGCACCUUGCUGCAGGUCCUGCAUUUGCUGCACUCCUAUCAGAAGGACACACACAGGCCCCAUUCAGAUGGGCAAGAAAAUGACAUUGCUAUUGUUCUGCAGCCCUAUUUGUGGCUCGCAACCAGACAGAACCCAUGUCUGGUGACCAGAGCCUCGCUGCUGGAUCUGCUGUGGACCUUGUGUGGGUCACAGCUGUGCCCAGCUGAUGGGCCUGGGCUAACAAAACUUCGGGAGGAGACUUUAGCCAUCUUGAUGGACUCUGAGCUCUUUGCAUCUGGAUCCCUGCCAGCGACGAGCCCUGGUGCCACGCAGUACUUUCUUAGUCUGGCCAGGGUGGCAACAAGUGCCAGUAUAGAGAGACCAGAACUGUGGGGUGUGGGAUCAAGGGGACCCCUGCUCCUGACCUGUCUGCUGCAAUGUCCACAGUAUGAAGUGAGGCAGUUGGUGCUAGAUGUGGCUUUGGAGGCACUGGAAAAGGAGACGGGAGACUCCUCAUCUAGUCACCAUAUCUCAUCCCUUCUCAGAAAUAUCAGCCACAUGCUCACUAGCAUGGCCCUCCACGAGACUCACCCCCCGUGUCUGGCAAAGGUGCUGUUGGUGUUGUCCAGCCUCUCUCUGACUUCAGUCCUACCCUGGAGGGAUGGAAUCAGUGUGCUGACUGAUGCAGAGGUUCUCAAGAGGCUUCUGGCUUUGGCUGAGGACUCUCCCCACAGUGUGGAGCUGCACUGUGCAGUCCUAACCCUAACCUCACAACUCAUUGUGCACUUAGCAGAAAGCGGCUUCCAGGCUGCAGGUUUGGACACAAUGGAGUUGGCCAGUCACUGGGGAACACUGGUGACCCGAUGCUGCACUGAUGAGGAGCCAGUAGAGGUGAAGCUGAUGGCAGCUGAAGUCCUUGUGAAGGCCACACCCAGUUUACUGGCUAACUCCACCCUCCCGCUAAGGUUGGUGGACACGGUGGCCUUGUGGCGGAGUCUGUUUACCCUGCUCCAAGACGAGGACCAAGAUGUGAGGGACAGGGCGUCGCGUUUUGCUACCAUGGUUCCAGCACAGCUUCUCUUGCCAGAAAACUCAGAGGUGCCCUGGACUGGUGUGUGCUCCUCUGUGGCUCUCGAACUCGGGGUAGGGCUUCUGUGCCAGCUGUUUCGGGUGUGGGGGCAAGUAUCAACUGGAGUCUUCAUCCUGGCUGACUGGCUCCUGGGAGAUGCUGCACUAGAGAGAGAGCCAGAAGAGAUGGCUAGCCUGGAUGAAGACUUCUUGUUUGAGAAAGGUGAGCUGAACCUGUGGGCGGAGCCUCUGAAGUGGGCACGGCUGCUGCACAGGCAUCUCUCCUGCCUAUUGCGUCUGCUGGGUGUAGGCGAGGUGAGCCGAGGGCAGCUGGAUGAGCUCUCAUCCCGAGCAGAGAGCCGUGCCCAGGCUACAGGUUGGUCACUCCAGGCCCUGCCACCACUGCCUCAGUUCUCCUGCACAGCCGAACAUGAGCGACUGACUGUGCUAAGUGAAAGGGCGGCGCUUACCCUGGAGGUGGUGGGCUCACUGCGUCUACUGGCCCAAGCCUGAGAAGCCACAUUGGUACCCUCAUGUGCCCCUCACCUCCCUUUAACUUUGAGUUGACCCCACUUUCUCAGUAUCUCUUGGGGCAUUUGAUGUAGUUCUGUUUUUGUGAUUCAGUCCUUACUCAUUGUUAAGAAAAUGUAUUUCUGUAACGCUUCGAGCUUUCGGUUUUAAAGGCCUUUUCAUAUGAUUGUUUUAAUUUGGUUGUAGUGAUUUUAAUAGUUUAUUUGUAAAAACAAGGGUAAAAUGAGUUCAAGUGUUUUUAUAAUUAAAAUAAAAAGCCGAUUGUAACAAAAUUCACACGGUUGUGGGCUGUUGAAUAUAAAUGCCUUCGAGUUAGAUGUCACAAUGAGAUGUGUGUGUCUGUGUGCGUGUGUGAGCGCCUGUCUGCCUUCAGUUUCUUUAGGGGCCCGGUUUACUGUCUGCAACUCUUUGUACCUCCUUCGCCGAAUAUGCAGUCCAGUUAUGCAUUAACUCUUUCCGGGUUUGUCUGUGUUCUGGCUUUUGCCACUUGCCUUAAUGAGCAAUGCACAUAGUCGCCUCAUCAACACA